Molecule: messenger RNA, 4068 nt
Organism: Ruditapes philippinarum (Manila clam)
Lineage: Eukaryota; Metazoa; Mollusca; Bivalvia; Venerida; Veneridae
Product: methylcrotonoyl-CoA carboxylase beta chain, mitochondrial-like
Exons: 12
Coding region: 184-1905 (573 amino acids)
Biological process (GO): L-leucine catabolic process
Cellular component (GO): methylcrotonoyl-CoA carboxylase complex; mitochondrion
Molecular function (GO): methylcrotonoyl-CoA carboxylase activity
Source: RefSeq, a predicted model, not a curated record
ACGUGGUUGACAUGUGACCAGCUAUACUGUUUUGAUUGAUACAAGAAGUGUCAUUUGAAAACUGUUUGUAAUUAUGCUUAUUAGUUGAUUAAAUUGUUAAGUGCAGUAGUAAUCGGAUACGUAAAUUUUGUAUACCGACUAAAUUAUCUCUGACUGAAAUGUGGCACUCAUAAUACAAGGAAAAUGUUAUGUUCACUCUGCUUGGGUAACAAGUUGGUAAAACAGCAGUAUGUGAACCAAAUUCUUCGGACAUUGUAUAUGUCAAAUCAGAAACAACAACAACAGCAACCUGAAAGGAGAAUUAAACCAUUCCCGGUUCUUGAUGGAAAUGUUGAUUCCACUGAUAAGAAUUUUUUGAAGAACCUUGAAGUAUCAAAGAGCUACGAGACUAGUUAUUGUGAGAUAGUAAGCAAGUCACAGCUUGGUGGAGGGGAGAAGGCAAUUGCUAGACAUGUGAAGCAGCAUAAGAAACUACUAGCAGAGGACAGGGUUAAACUCUUGCUUGAUGAUUAUACUGAGUUUCUAGAGUUGUCUCCUAUUGCUGGACAUGCUAUGGAGUAUGGAGAUGUUGCUAGAGCUGGUAUUCUUGGAGGUAUUGGUAAAAUUCAUGGGAAAUACUGUAUGAUUAUAGCAAAUGAUGGAACAGUUAAAGGUGGCACUGUAUAUCCAGUUACAUUAAAGAAACAGUUGAGACUUCAGGAGAUAGCUGAACAAAACAGGAUACCUUGUAUAUAUGCUGUAGAUUCAGGUGGUGCCUUCCUUCCACUACAGUCAGAAAUAUUUCUUCCUGGUGGACGGACAUUCUACAAUGAAGCUGUGAUGUCAUCUAUGGGAAUACCACAGAUAGCUAUAGUAGUAGGGAAUUGUACAGCAGGGGGAGCAUAUGUACCAACUAUGGCUGAGGAGGCUGUCAUUGUACACAGAAUAGGUACUAUAUUUCUAGGAGGUCCACCCCUUGUACAGGCAGCCACUGGCGAGAUUAUCUCAGCAGAGGAUCUAGGUGGAGCCACCAUGCAUUGCAGUGUUAGUGGCUGCACAGACUAUUAUGCUGCAGAUGAGUAUGAAGGGUUUCAAACUGGGCGUGACCUGGUAGAAACCCUUAAUCUACCCAGCCAUCCUGGUCCAACUAGAAACCCGGAAGAGCCUUUGUUUGAUCCAGAGCAAAUUCAAGGUCUUAUACCAGCUCAACAACAAGAAACCAUGGAUAUUAGAAAGGUCUUGUCAAGAAUUGUUGAUGGUAGCAGAUUUAGCGAGUUUAAAGUCCAGUAUGGUACAACAUUAGUUACAGGAUUUGCUCAUGUUCAAGGGUAUUUGGUGGGUAUAAUAGGGAACAAUGGUGAAAUAACAGAUACAGCUGCAGCUAAAGGAGCUCAUUUUGUCCAGAUGUGUUCAGAACGUAACAUUCCAAUUGUUUUUCUACAUAACACUGUCUCUCAAUCCACAGAUAACACAUUUGGUUUAACAGGUGGUAAUUUUGUUCGAGAUCAUGCUAAAAUGAUGGCAGCUGUAAGCUGUGCUAAAGUACCAAAGAUCUCUAUUGUGAUUGGUAAUAGUAUUGGACCUUCAAAUUUUCUGAUGUGUGGACGUUCAUGUAGCCCUAAUUUUAUGUUUUCAUGGCCAAAUGCUGCAAUAGGUAUGAUGAAAAGCUCCCAGAUUGUGCAAGCAAUAAUGCAGGAAAAGUUUGAUGGGAAAGAUGUUGACAAUACUGAGGAGAAAGCAGAAUUGGAGGAGAAGUUAACACAGAAAUAUUCGCUGGAAACAUCUGCCUUCUACAUCAGUUCUCGUGUGUUAGACGAUGGAAUUAUUCUUCCUCAGCAUACCAGACAAGUGAUAGGAAGAUGUCUUGACAUAACAGCAGCAUACCUUCCCCGACAACAGACUAACUAUCCUGUGAUACGAAUGUAAACUGUGAUAUAUAUAUUUCUGAUACUGUAAGAUAAUGACAUAGCAAAUGAUAUUAUUAGAUGUAAUUAUUAUAUUUUAAAGCAGCAUGCCUCCAGAUUAAUGCUAUUUUUUAAUAUGAAAAUGUAGUUUAAAGUAAAAUAAUGUGAAGUGAACAAAGAAAGUAAUUUCUAUGUUGCAAACAGCACUUAUAAUCUAUGUUUGUUACUAAAAAAUAGGUCAAAAUAGGCCUUACUAAGUUAGUCAGGCAGUAGAAAUAUUGUGAUAAAUACUGCAAAAUCCAAAAACAGUCAUUAAUCGCAUAUAACAUGUAAACUAUGGUUGAAUCUUGAAUGUUUUCUCUUUUCUCAAGUUUGAUUUUCUUAAAAUAUUUUUGGCUCAUCUGGAGGCGUGCAUGCAGGUUUAAGCAUAGGCAUUGGUUUAUCAUUUUUAAUGUCCAUUUUCUCAGUAACUAUCACAGGAUUCACUCCAAAACUUGCUAUACUUGUUCAUAAUGAAAAGGGUGAUGCUAUAUAAGACAGAUAAUCUUAAUUUCAUUUUUUUUAAACUUUAUUACCCUUUUUCAACUUAAUCUCAGAAACUAUCAAAAUUGUUCACUUCAAACUUAAAAUACUUAAUUACUUUCAAAUUUGGAAUGCAUUUCAAAAGGGAAAUUGAUCUUUAAAAUCCAUUAUUUUGCUCAGUCAUACCCCUUUUUCAACUUAGAAUAUUUCCUAGUGAAAGUGUUUGUUAUAACUAUGAUAGAUAUUCAAUUUAAACUUGUUUCCUAUCAAUUCUAAAGACAUGCUUGAUUUUUUUUUGUCUUUCAUUAGCAUAAAAUGUUUUCCAAAUUUUCUCAAAAACUGUAACAGAUAUUCACUUGAAACUUUUAUAACACAUGUUUACUACCAGCGUUGGAAGAAAGAUAGUCAUUAUUUUCCUUUUUUAACUUAUUUUCCUUUUUUUCAAAACCAUUGGUAAAUAUUCACCUAAAUCUUGAAAUACUUUUAAGUCUUUUUCACUAUUAAGUGCAGGUGAUUUUGACUUGUAGAGUGACUCCCCCUUUCUUACUGUGCUUGUAUCAUACAAAACAGCACUGAGAAAAGUUGAGCAUGCUGUUAGUGGACAGGUCUUGUCUAUGUAUAUUUUAGCAACACAAAUGACAUAUGAGUAAAUGGAAAUAUUCUUGUUUUGGUUUUAACAAUUGUCAUUAAAGCAGUGUUACAGGAACAAUAUGUUCUUGUCUAUGCCAUGUCAAGUAAUGAAUGCAACAAAUCAAGUUUGAUAUAUCAUAGGAUAUAUACAAGAAAUUAAACUUGUUUGGAUCGCUUUAUGGUUGCUUUUAUUUGAAUUAUUAAUUUUGAUUUUUGUUACUGACUGAUAAAUCUUUGAGUAAUGAUAUGAGUUUUAAAUUUUCUGGCUGCAUAUGUUGGUUUAUUUCCCACUAUGCAUACUGAUGGCAAUUUUAGAACGUGUAAUCAUAGAAGAUAUGUUUUAAGGGUAAAAAGCAUAUUUAUUCUUGGAAAUUACAAAGAUGAGGAUUUUUCUAUAGACUAUAAAAAAUAUUUAGAAGUUGUCUGAUUAAAUUGAAAAGACAUAGAAAAGAGUAUAAUUGAAAUACAUGUAUAUUGACCUUCAUAUGUGAAUUUUACUAAUCAUGUAGUACACAGUGUAACAUAGUUCAACAUGACAUGAUUUAAUAAGAUUGAAUGUAUACCUCUGUUGAUGUUUUAUUUUGGUCUUAUGAUCAUGUAUAAUAUAAUGUGAAAUUUAACAUUUAAAAAUCUUGAAAUUUGUUAACCUAUUUAUUUACAGAUGUAUCCUUACACUGCCAGAUUCUAUUUCGUACCUUUGUAGUUUUAACUUUUUAUAUCAAGUUUAAUAUCAAAUCUAUUACUAUGUAUACAAAUUUUGCUGUGUAAAGGCUAUGACUGUUUAAAUCAAAUUAUGAAAUGGUUGAUUAAAUCAUUAAUAUUGUGAGAAAGUAUUUAUAUGUUUUACAAUGAUGUUACAUUCUGUAAUGAAUUAUACUCAUGUUAAUUGAGUUUUUUAUCAACCUUAUAUUGACAAUACUGUCCAUUUAAACUUAUAAUUACUAGUAUCAUAUUAACAUUUUCUAUCCAAUCACAAUCAAUGUAAGUCAUUUAUCAUUUCAUAUCUAAUUUAGAAUAAAACUAUAUUUAUUUA